AUGGAGCCCUUCUAUAUAGCCGUUUUCGGCGCCCUUGCGGCGAUCGCAGCAGUUCUGGAGUUGACGAAGAGCAAAAGCACCUCGACUGACAACACCAGCAAAGAGUUCUCCCGGUUCAGGAGUAACUACGUGCUUGUGUACUCGCUCAUGAUGGCUGGCGACUGGCUGCAGGGGCCCUACGUGUACGCGCUGUACCAGCACUACGGCUUUGACCGCAGCGACAUCGGCCGCCUGUUCAUUGCGGGCUUUGGCUCCUCCAUGAUUUUCGGCACCAUCGUUGGCUCCCUUGCUGACAAAACGGGGAGGAAGAAGGCAGCGCUGACAUACGUCGUCACAUAUGUCAUCGGGUGCGCGACUAAGCACUGGGAUGUGUUUGGCGUGCUGCUGGUGGGGCGCCUGUUCUGUGGCGUUGCCACCUCCCUGCUCUACUCCGCCUUCGAGUCCUGGCUGGUCGCCGAGCACUUCAAGCGCGGCUACGACGGCGAGUGGCUGGGCGGGACCUUCUCGCGCGCAGUCUUCCUGGGCAACGGCCUCAUCGCGAUUCUGGCCGGCCUCAUCGCGCACUCCCUAGUGGAGACGCUCUCUUUCGGCCCCGUGGCGCCGUUUGACGCGGCCGCGAUUGUGAUGUUGUCGGGCGGAGCCGUCGUGGCCUUUUCCUGGACGGAAAAUUACGGCGACUGCAGCGACCGUAAGAGCUUUGGCGAGCAGCUGCGCGCCGGCGCACACGCCAUCUACAGCAAUCAGAAGAUAGCGCUGCUGGGCGCGAUGCAGUCGCUGUUUGAGGGCAGCAUGUACACGUUCGUGUUCCUGUGGACGCCCGCGCUCAGCCCCAAGGGCGAGCACCUGCCCCACGGCAUGAUCUUCGCAUGCUUCAUGGUGGCGUCCAUGGCCGGCUCGGCGCUAGCCGGGCGACUCCUGGCGCCGUCGGCCGGCAAUAUCCGCGUCGAGCGCUACAUGCAGACCGUGUUCGCCGUGUCCGCCGUCGCUCUGUUUGUGCCGGUCAUCUUCAACCGCACCCAGACGCCCGAGGCUGACUCCCUCAAUGCCGACGCGCCGGGCAUCUCGUGGGAGGGGCAGGUCCAGCUGGCGGCGUUCUGCGUGUUUGAAUUCUGCGUCGGCCUCUUCUGGCCAUCCAUGAUGAAGAUGCGCAGCCAGCACGUGCCCGAGGAAAUGCGUGCCACCAUCAUCAACUUCUUCCGCAUUCCCCUCAAUGCCUUUGUCUGCAUCGUCCUCUACAACGUGUCUAGUUUCCCUCUAUCGACGAUGUUUGGCAUGUGCUCGGCCUUCCUGGCAGUCUGUGCCAUCUGCCAGCGCCGUCUGGACCGAGUGGUGCACGCCGAGAAGGGCCAGGAGCUGGCAGACUCCAACGCCUCUCUCCUUGGCUCCAAAUCCCUGCCCUCCAAGGGCUCCCCCGGGGGACUCGGCUCGCGCAAAACACCCAUCGACAACCUCUGAGGACAGGGUGAGAUGGGCGGACCCGGACCCCCCAUCAAGCAAUUACUAAGGUUGUCAGUCACUGGCGGUGCGAACUACGCUGCCUGGGGCGCGCAAGACCCCCUCGAUGACCGGUGAGGAGGGGGGUGAGUCAACCUUGGUAACGCCUGUGUAAGGAGUCAGUCACGCGAAGAAUGCUGCCUCUUUAGGGAACUCCCCGGCUUGCGCAAGGCCCCCCUCGACAAAGUAUGAGGGAGGGGGUUCCCUUCCUGAGCGGUGACUGAGGCUGACGGCCAAGGGAUACCCCGGGGUCGCGCAAGACCCCCCUGGACAGCCCGCCCGGGGGGGUUGAGACACUCUAGAAGAGCCUUAGUCAGCGCCUGGUCGGAGCUGGGGGAUCUUGGGUGAUGCGGUGGGCCCGUCCCAAUGACAUGAGGGGGGGUCCCAGCGGUAAGGAUGCUUGCUCGCCAGCGGGGGGCCUUUCUUGGUCAUCACAUGCGCUGCGGUGGCAUUGGGUGAGAAGUGGGAAGGUCUGGUGCGGAAAAUGUGGAAGUGAUUGCAUGACCUCGGCCGGUGGUUGCCUCUGAGUGCUGCCGUCUUGGGCUGUCCCGUUGUUAAAGCAAUUGGGCCUUGUCUGCUCAUAGAACAUACUCGAAGCGACGUCGCAUAUGCCUAGGAAUUCUCUGUAGGAGAAAAAGCUGUUGAACCAGAAAAUGAUGUGAACACUUCAGCAGGCCACCUGCCUGGAGGUUGGAAUGAUGAGUAAACCUUAUGGAAAAGAUAUGGACAAUUUUGCUGGAAAUGUCAGCUGCAACGCCCUUUUGCUGUGAGAAGGACUAGUUGUGCAUGCAUGCGUGCAUAGCUGCGCAGCCCUGUUCAAGGUGACAUGGCAGCAAUCUAGCAUGCUGAUGUCAGCAGUAUUCUCAACUUGCCAGCAUCACAAGGCCCAGCCUUUGCAGCAGUCGAAGUUUCCCUGAAGCACUUCCUCGCAGUCAGAGUGCUUCAGGGAAACCUUGAAGCAUGUCCUACAGGUACAAGAGCCUGUGCUGCAUUGUGGGCUGGCUGCAUACUGAAUGCCUGUCCAGACAGCUGUUGAUGGUUUGCCAGAUAUCUGUGUGUAACGUCACCACAGGC
This is a messenger RNA of Coccomyxa subellipsoidea C-169, 2568 nucleotides long. RefSeq names its product DUF791-domain-containing protein. Gene Ontology annotation, cellular component: membrane. Gene Ontology annotation, biological process: molybdate ion transport. The transcript is spliced from 8 exons. The record is from RefSeq and is a predicted model, not a curated record. The coding region runs from base 1 to 1455 and encodes 484 amino acids. NCBI's taxonomy places the organism in Eukaryota, Viridiplantae, Chlorophyta, Trebouxiophyceae, Coccomyxaceae. Gene Ontology annotation, molecular function: molybdate ion transmembrane transporter activity.